CGGAUAGAGAAUGCCACCCAGGCCCAGCUCCCCUGCCUCCUGGUGGCCGGGUCUGGGGGCGCUGCGGACUGCCUGGCGGAGAUCCUGGAAGACACUCUCGCUCCAGGGAGAGGAGGGGGCAGACAAGGGGAUGCCCGAGAUCGGAUUAGGCGUUUCUUCCCCAAAGGGGACCCUGAAGUCCUGCAGGCCCAGGUGGAGCGGAUCAUGACCCGGAAGGAGCUGCUGACAGUCUAUUCAUCUGAGGACGGCCCUGAGGAAUUCGAGACCAUUGUUUUGAGGGCUCUUGUCAAGGGUAAGACCUGGACCCCCAGAUUCCUCCGCUCUCUCUGCUCAACUUUGGACAGUUUUCCUGGCCCGGGUGCUUACUCAUUCCCACUCCUCUGAGGCCGGGCCCCUCCUCCCCUCUUUCUUUCUAUCCUUCCCCUUUGCACUGUUCUUGAGGCUUUGCAUGGUGCUUUUGAACAGUUUCCCAAGAUACUUUCUUUAUAUU
Molecule: messenger RNA, 490 nt
Organism: Myotis davidii
Lineage: Eukaryota; Metazoa; Chordata; Mammalia; Chiroptera; Vespertilionidae
Product: transient receptor potential cation channel subfamily M member 4-like
Exons: 2
Biological process (GO): calcium ion transmembrane transport
Molecular function (GO): ligand-gated calcium channel activity; calcium-activated cation channel activity
Source: RefSeq, a predicted model, not a curated record